This is a messenger RNA of Trifolium pratense (red clover), 897 nucleotides long. Its product is annotated as calcium-binding protein KRP1-like. NCBI's taxonomy places the organism in Eukaryota, Viridiplantae, Streptophyta, Magnoliopsida, Fabales, Fabaceae. The transcript has a single exon. Gene Ontology annotation, molecular function: calcium ion binding. Bases 191 to 541 code for a protein of 116 amino acids. The record is from RefSeq and is a predicted model, not a curated record.
UUAUGGACCACAUUUUCUAUAUUUGAAAGGAACCCUAAACGUCCUAACUAUUCUUUUACUCAAAAACCGUAUAUUAUUGUAUGGUAUACCAGAAGCACAUAACAUACCCUUCUAGCAUAAGCUACCAUUAUCCCCUUUCACAUUGUUACUAUUAUCAACUUCUACUUGAAGUUUUAUUUGCACUUUCCACAUGGAAUUGGAUUUUGGUAUGGAUUUUGAAGACUACUUUCCCUCCAUGUUUGCACAUUUAGGAGCAGAAGGGUUUAUAGGAGAACUUUGCUACGGGUUUCGUUUGCUCAUGGAUGUUAACAAAGGUCUUAUAACAUUUGAGAGCUUGAAGAUGAAUUGUUUCAUGCUUGGUUUGGAGGUUAGGGAUGAUGAGCUCUUGUGCAUGCUAAAGGAAGGUGAUUUGGAUGGAGAUGGUGCUUUAAAUCAAAUGGAGUUUUGCAUUCUCAUGUUUAGGUUGAGUCCAUGUUUAAAGGAUGGACCUAAAAUUUGCAAUACAAUUACUCAUCAAGGUGUGGAUCCUAAAGUAAUAUGAUUUAAUCUAUAUACAUGGUAAGUUUAAAGUUUUUUUUACACUGCCCUCAAAUCAUUCUAAAGUCACACAUAUAUUGGUUUGAUUUGUAGUCAGUAUAAAAAAAACUAUACUGCCUAUAUAUAAAAAUUAAAUCACUCUCUAUUUCUCUUAUUUAAUAAGAGAUAUUUCUCUUAUUUAAUAAAUUUUUAUCCUUUGUAACAUUAUGUUCCAAAAAGUCACUAGAUGUGAUUUAGUAGUAAGAGGUUUGAGUAGUAUGCUAGAUGUCGUAAGUUCUAUCUUCGACUCUAUUGUAAACAAAAAAACCAUUAUGUUCCAAAAAUAAAUGUCUUUGUAACUUUCCCUUUAUUUGUUUCAAA